Molecule: messenger RNA, 360 nt
Organism: Acanthocheilonema viteae
Lineage: Eukaryota; Metazoa; Nematoda; Chromadorea; Rhabditida; Onchocercidae
Source: the annotation of a GenBank genome assembly
AUGCAAUUUCUGUUUACUCUAUUGCCAGUUGAUCUAUCCUUCCAACUAGCGCAGAUUUUAUGUGAUGGACGAACAAUGUUGCAAUGUUUAGCGCAUUGUCAAGCUUGUGCAUGCGAGAACGAUUCUGGUGAUGGCGUAGGCGUAUUUGUUACAGUACUGUACGCUGCCACCGAUACGGAAUUGUUUUCAACGCAACAUUUAUGUGUUGCGGAAACAGGCUUUAGUACAGGACAAUUUACACUGAAUCGACUCUAUCAUUCUGAUUUGACAAAUCCAGAAUAUGUAUCAUACAUGGCAAUGGUUCAUAGCCGCUUUUCAACCAAUACAUUUCCGUCAUGGUGCAGAGCAGAACCGAGUUAA